UCAAGUGACUGGUUAACACAAUAGCUUGCCCGUCUGCAUCCUGCUAAAUUCCAAAGCUAGAGCCCUGAAAAAAAAAAAAAUGCUUCUCUAGGCAUCGCUGAGCUCACUGGCAAAGUUCUGGCUGAGGACUAUGCAGAUCUGCAGGAUUAUACAGAGCAGAGAGAAGAUGAUAAGGCAUUGCCCCAGUGACCUGUCAAGUGGAAAGAGCCAAGAGCUUGGUGCUGUGUGCCGGCAUCCAACCUCCCUUCUGAACAUCGGUGAAGGAAAAGACAAGCUGGUGUCCGCGUUUGCCACGCACAGGUGUGGACGGCACAGCAGAGACCUGAAAGAGGAGCAGCAGCAGUUGAGGAAGAAGAUAAACAGCAGGGAGAGGAAGAGGAUGCAAGAUCUUAACGUGGCGAUGGACGCCCUAAGAGAAGUCAUCAUGCCAUACUCUGCCACCCACUGCCAGAGCUCACCGGGGAGAAAGUUGUCCAAGAUUGCCACCCUCUUGCUGGCCAGGAAUUACAUACUGCUUCUUGGAAGUUCCCUUCAAGAAUUACGUAGAAUCAUCGGGGACAUGAGUGGCCCAGCGCCCAGGUUGCUUCUCGCUGGUCUGCCACUCUUUGCAGCUCCAGGGUCUGUGUUCCUGGCACCUGGCACCGGCAGCAACGGAGAGACUCAGUGCUUGGGCAAGAUGCACUCCUUGUCGGUGGAGGAGCAGCCAUGCUCGGCCUUCACCAUCCCAGGAGGAAGCAGCGUUUGUGCCUGUUCCAUCUGCAGGUUCACGCACUUCGUUCCCACCAACCUCAACAUGAAAGCUGUACAGCUGCCCAAAUAGUCAAAAACCCCAUGAAGGCCAAGAAACAUUUGAAGGACUAUCAAUGGACAUUGAAGAUGCUCCCCACAAACUCUGCCAAGUCUGCAACCAAAUCAACAAAGAUCAUCACUGACUGCGAUAAUCUGAUAAUAAAGAAUGGGUAGUAAGAGCAGCAAUAGUGGUGGGAUCAGCAAUAGUGAUCUUAUAUACAAAAGGAUCACUGGUGGAAUUGGAAAUAGAUCUUAAGCCUCGUACACACGACCGAGGAACUGGACGGGCGAAACACAUCG
Messenger RNA from Rana temporaria (common frog), 1089 nucleotides. It is a transcript of the gene OLIG1, whose product is annotated as oligodendrocyte transcription factor 1. NCBI's taxonomy places the organism in Eukaryota, Metazoa, Chordata, Amphibia, Anura, Ranidae. Gene Ontology annotation, molecular function: protein dimerization activity. The coding region runs from base 131 to 820 and encodes 229 amino acids. The transcript has a single exon. The record is from RefSeq and is a predicted model, not a curated record.